Molecule: messenger RNA, 165 nt
Organism: Funneliformis geosporum
Lineage: Eukaryota; Fungi; Glomeromycota; Glomeromycetes; Glomerales; Glomeraceae
Source: the annotation of a GenBank genome assembly
AGCCGAACGCUCGAUUUAGUGCCCCGACCACAUCCUUUACAUGGUUGUGGGAUUAUUACACCCUUUCGUAUUUUGAAUGCAUGGGAGGCACAAUAUUGCUCUCAUGUCGAAUUUUUACAGAAAUGGGUCUCUCCAACUAAUAACCAAUUACAAGGCAUUUCUUGA